Molecule: messenger RNA, 912 nt
Organism: Colletotrichum navitas
Lineage: Eukaryota; Fungi; Ascomycota; Sordariomycetes; Glomerellales; Glomerellaceae
Exons: 2
Coding region: 1-912 (303 amino acids)
Source: RefSeq, a predicted model, not a curated record
AUGGCCUUGGUUAGCCUGUCUGGGGCCAUACUCUGCUGGUGGCUCGAUGGGCUGCAACAGAUAUCACUAGUGAGAUAUGCCAUGUCUACAUUCAAGUGGAUCGUGAGUUGCUUCGGCGGGGGUUACGGUCUCGUUUCACAAGGCGUAGCAACAUCACCUUCUGUCAGUCCCGCCAGCGUCUUGCCCACCAAUGAACCGACUCCCACGAUACGGGGAAUCUUCCCACAUGGUCAUGACAUUGAGGUGGGCGCCGGCUUCCUCUCCCGUAUCCCCAUCGACGUACAGAGUACAGUACACCACUACUAUCGAGGACACGUGGCGGACUCGGCCGUCCACGAGGCUUUCUUGGGCGAGAUGCAGGGCGGCGACGACAACGACGGAUGGCCGCUAUCCUGGCAAACGUUCUGGGACAGCGUUGCGACGACGCUCAAAGACAUUGACAGCGCAGACAAGGCCUAUGUUGAACGGGUUGCCGGAUUCGCCUUGAAGGUCUUCAGGCGCAUGUUAAGGCUGCGACGGGAGCUGAUCGAGACACUAACUAGCGAGCUGGAGGCGAUGCGACAACAGCGCGACCGGUCCACCGCUGCGUCCUGGCCGUUCUUGUCAUUGUCGUCGUCGUCGUGGGGGGCCUUGGGGGCGUUAUGGAUUAAGCUGGCCAAUAUUUUGGGAGAUGCGGAUCGAUCGGUGCCGGAGGUAGACCGGGGCCAGGGCCAGGGCCAAACGGCAGAGCCAGGGACACUAUUCCAGUCGUCGUCUUCGUCGUCGUCAUCGUUGGUCAAGGCUGGGCUUGGAGAUGCAACACACCAGCUGCGGUACUACGGCGUCAUUGGAUCAGUACUGUGCUACGAAUCAAGCCAAACAUUAGCAGGCUUCAAGGCCAUGGAACAAGCAGCUACGUGUUUUACGCAUUAG